GUCACGAAGAGGCCGGCGCCCUGGCCUCUUCCCGGGCAGUCUGCGCGAGGGCCGUGCCCGGCCGGCGGCCCCGAGAGUUCCCUCAGCUUCUCCGCUCCGCGUCGUCCCGGCUCCCGGGGGAUGCCCCGGACCAGGUUCUCCUCAUGGCUGCCGACGUUUUCAUGUGUUCGCCGCGUCGGCCCCGCAGUCGGGGCCGCUCGGUGCUGCUCAAGCCUCAGGUGCCCGAGGACGACGACGACUCGGACACAGACGAGCCGUCCCCGCCGCCCCCCUCCGGCGUGGCCACUUCAGCUCGGGCCCACGCGAGCGCCGCGCCGCUUCCGCCCCGGGCCGGCCCGGGCCGCGAAGAGCCUCCGCGCCGACAGCAGAUCAUCCACAGCGGCCACUUCAUGGUCUCCUCGCCGCACCGCGAGCACCCGCCCAAGAAGGGCUAUGAUUUCGACACGGUCAACAAGCAGACGUGCCAGACCUACAGCUUCGGCAAGACCAGCUCCUGCCACCUGUCCAUUGAUGCUUCGCUCACCAAGCUCUUCGAGUGCAUGACCCUGGCCUACAGUGGGAAGUUAGUGUCUCCAAAGUGGAAAAAUUUCAAGGGCCUGAAGCUCCAGUGGCGUGACAAGAUCCGGCUCAACAAUGCCAUCUGGAGGGCAUGGUAUAUGCAGUAUUUGGAGAAGCGCAAGAAUCCCGUGUGCCACUUUGUCACCCCACUAGAUGGCUCUGUUGAUGUAGAUGAACACCGUCGGCCAGAGGCCAUCACCACAGAGGGCAAAUACUGGAAAAGUCGAAUUGAGAUUGUGAUCCGGGAGUAUCAUAAGUGGAGAACCUACUUCAAGAAAAGGCUGCAGCAGCACAAGGAUGAGGACCUCUCUAGCCUGGCCCAGGAUGAUGACAUGCUCUAUUGGCCCAAACAUGGGGAUGGCUGGAAAACCCCAGUCCCAAUGGAGGAGGACUCACUGCUGGACACAGACAUGCUCAUGUCAGAAUUCAGCGACACCCUCUUCUCCACACUGUCUUCACACCAACCAGUGGCCUGGCCCAACCCACGGGAAAUAGCACAUCUAGGAAAUGCAGACAUGAUUCAGCCAGGCCUGAUCCCUUUGCAACCCAACUUGGACUUCAUGGACACCUUUGAGCCUUUCCAGGAUCUCUUCUCUUCCAGUCGAUCCAUUUUUGGCUCCAUGUUGCCUACUCCUACGUCAGUACCUGCCCCAGAUCCUAGCAGCCCACCUUCUCAGGGUAACAUCUUGCCAAAUACAGCUCUCCCAACUGUAAGCCUGCCCAAUAGCCUCAUAGCAUCUUCUGCAGCCCCCUCCCUGGAUCCCACAGAUGGGCAGGGUGGUGAACGAACUUCCCAGCCUGUGGACCCUUUCAUUCAGCCUGCAGACUUUGGUCCUUCUGAGCCACCACCGAGUGUCCCACAGCCCUUCCUCCCUGUCUUUACCAUGACCUUGCUUUCCCCUGGUCCUGCCCCAGCACCUGUCCAAACUGCAUUGCCCUUAGUUCCUCCUCCUGCCACUGCUCUGAACCCCCCAACUCCACCAGCUUUCCUACAGCCACAGAAGUUUGCAGGAGUCAGCAAAUCAACCCCUGUCAUUACCCACACAGCCUCUGCCACCCUUACCAAUGAUGCUUCUGCUACAACCUUCAGCCAGAACCAGGGCCUUGUUAUCACAGCACACCAUCCAACCCCCUUAUCAUCCCCAUGUGGUCUGGCAUUGUCACCUGUACCCCAGCCAGCAGCUGUGGGACCUCCCCAACCUCAUUUAACUUUUAUACACCCCAAACCUGUGUCCUUGACUGGAGUAAGAUCCAAGCAGCCCCCCAAAAUAGUGCCUGCUCCCAAGCCUGAGCCUGUGUCCUUGGUGUUGAAGAAUGCCUGCAUUGCUCCAGCCUCCUUCUCAGGCCAACCACAAAAGGUGAUCAUGACAUCAGCCCCUCUGAAGAGAGAAGGGAUUCUGGCAUCUACUAUGUCCCCAUCCAAUGUGGUUAUUGCCUCUGCUGCCAUCACCAGGGCCUCUGGGGUCACAGAGUUCCUUAGCCACAGCACAAACAGCCAGCCUACCCCUGUUUCUCGGCUUUUUUCUCCAAGUACAGUGCAAGACUCCCUGGUGAAGGGCGAGCAGGUCCCACCGCAUGGGGGUGGUCCCCAGGUCCCUGCUGCAGGCUCCAGUCGUGACUGCCCCAACUCAGGGCAUGCCUCUCCAUGCCCAUCAGAACAAAGUCCCAGUCCUCAGUCUCCCCAGAACAACUGCUCAGGGAAAUCUACAGACCCCAAAAAUGUGGCUGCAUUAAAGAACCGGCAGAAGCACAUCUCAGCUGAACAGAGAAGGCGUUUCACUAUCAGAAUGGGCUUUAACACUUUGAACAGUGUGAUCUCCAAUAAUUCCAAGCAGACCAGCCAUGCCAUCACACUGCAGAAGACCAUGGAGUAUAUCACCAAGCUACAGCAGGAACGGAUGCAGAUGCAAGAAGAGGCCCGGAGGCUGCGGGAGGAAAUUGAGGAGCUCAACACCACCAUCAUCUCCUGCCAACAGCUGCUACCUGCCACAGGAGUCCCCGUCAACUGCCGCCAGUCUGACCACAUGAAAGACAUGUUUGAUGAAUAUGUGAAAAGCAGGAUCCUGCAGAAUUGGAAAUUCUGGAUUUUCAGCAUGAUCAUCAAGCCACUAUUUGAAUCCUUCAAGGGGAUGGUGUCCACCAGCAGCUUGGAGGAGUUUCACCGAACGGCGCUUUCCUGGCUAGACCAGCACUGUUCUUUGCCUGUCCUCAGGCCAAUGGUACUGAGUACCCUCCGGCAGCUGAGCACGACCACUUCCAUCCUGACAGACCCAUCCCAGUUGCCAGAGCAGGCAUCAGAGGCUGUUACCAGGAUUGGCAAGAGAUUGGGGGAGUCCUAAGCUUAGUUGGCAUGUGGCUGCAUAAGAUGCCUGGAGAUCCCCCAUACCCUUCCUGACACACCGCCUCAGGGCUGCCCUUGACUCCAGUGGCCCAUUGCACCUGUCAGGAUGCUGCGCUCAGGUCUGAAGCAGGCUUGAGGCCUGCCAACAGCAGUAUCCCAUCUUGGGAACCCUUGUUGUGACCUCUCACUCAGUGACCUCAAUCACCAGUCUCCCCUGCAUGUGGGGUGGCCCAGACAAAGGGAAACAUCAGCUGUUCUAGUCCUGUCCUUCUGGUGGCCUGUUGGGGUCCAGGGUCAGCAAGUGCAAGACAAGGAAACAAAGCCUGUUCCUGCAGGUGGGAUCAUCCAGGCUCCUUCAGAAUUCCUUUCUUGAGACUUUGAGACUUGGUCCCUGUCACAUCCUUACCCACUUGUGCUCCUCUGGCAACCCCUGCACGUUUUCUGGCCUCUGGAGCAGCAGUGAAGUCUCUCCAUCUCCUGCGAGCCUGGCAGAACCUGACCCUUUGGGCUACUGUUGCAACCUCUGCAGAAAGGAAUAUACCUCCUGCCUGGUGUAUUCUAUUGAAGGGGGAAAUUUCUGCAAACCCCUGAGCACAAGUGGAAAAUAAUGGGUGUGGAGCCCAACUGGACAGGAUAAAGUCACAAGCAAUGCAGAGUUGCUGUUCUGGCUCAGAAACCCCUAAGGCAGUGUCUUGUCUAUGUCUUAGUUCUACCUGGCAUUGCAGUCACCGUGAUGUUCCCAACAUUGCCAGGCACUUAGCCUCUAAGGCCCCACAGCUGAGGCCCUUCUGUGCCUGUUAUUCACACACUUCUACUCUGCCGUUGUGGAAGAGGCAGAUACACUCCCGGGAUGGUCUUACCUUGGUUUUAGCAUCAGGAAGGUCACACUCCAUGAUACUGCUGUCAUCCUGGUUAUCUGAAGUUUAGCUAGAGCUCCAAACCAGGACAGUUCUCAGACCAAAGAUAUCACCAUACUAAAGUCUGUUCCAUCUUGUAUUAGGACGAAGAAACAAAGUGCGUACAGGCUGGGUGCCAAGGAAUUAGCCCUUGAAGCAGCCUCCAGCUAGAUGGUGAAGAGCUGUGCUCAGAUUUGGACCAGUUGAGUUUGGAGGGUGGCAUGUAUCUGAAGGUUCAAUUGUCCCAAUGUGUGUUAGAGUUGGUAGAGACAGGGAAAGUUUUGAGGAAGGGGGCACUUGACCCUCAUCCUUCUCUUUGCUGCCUCUGAGAUGCUACAGGUGGUGAGGUAUUCUCUCCAGCACUCAGGGAGCCCAGUCAAGGGCACCUCCCGGGAAGAAUGUGCUUUUUUUUGUCCUGCUGUGACACCUAGAGCAGGCAGCAGGCUUUUUCUUGGACUCUGUCCUCCUGGCCCCUCCUCAUUACGCUGCCUGCCCUGAGAGGACCGUGACUAAGGAGCCCAGGAUGUCUCCUGAAGUUCUGAUCCAUUGGGAAGCUCCUGCUGAUGCCUAAGGCCUGUUCUGGACUAAUUAUUUGGAGAACAAAGAAAGGGUAGGAGCUGCUGGCCAUGCCACCGUUAAUGCUGUGAGCUCCUAACCAGUUGUUUGCUCCAUUGUCUACUUUCUCUCCUGUAUAGGAAUAUCUUGGUAGCCCUCCUCAGCCGUCUCCAAAAAACACGUUUACAGGUUGAGGGAUGAACACAAGGCAUUUAUUUAGGCUGGACCUUGGCAUUUCCACCGGGCACCCCUUCUUUUCCCAAGGACAAGGUGAAGGUGAAACUAUUCUUUGGAAGGUGAAGGCCACUGUGGUAAGAAGGAAAAACUAAACUGCUGCUCUGAGGGCCUCAAGAAGCCCAGCCCUUCCUCCUCCCAUGCCACGUGACACAGGCCACACCAUGGCCAUGUAGGACUCCUAGUUCUCUCUGCCCUUUUUGGGAGUAACCUCUCUUUAAAAACUCUGUGGGGUAUAAGAUUGGCCUUUUGCUUCUCUGGCCUACCUCUCCCCUUUUGCUGAUUUAAUUUCAUCCUGUUUCUUCAGAUCUUUAAAGCUGUUAUUAGUUUGUGUGAAACUGGGGGUGGGGAGAGAGAGAGGCGAGAGAGAAGUAUGUGUCUGUAUGUCUCCCGGUGGACUUUAUUAAGUGCAUGUUUUUUUGUUUUGGGUUGUUUUUUGUUUUUGUUUUUGUUUUUUGAGAGUGACUCCCUUUUCCUUUCUCUUGGUGCUCACUUUUGCCGUGGCUGUGAGGCCACAAUGCUUUAAAAUCUCCAGGAAUGAUUAUUUUCUGCCUUGGAGAUUUUAUUUUGAAAUCUUGCCUAAUGAACCUGCCCAAUCAGAGGGUCCUGGCCUUGUUUGUGUCCUGGACACCAAGGUCAGCAUUUGGGAAUAGACUCUGCUGGAGGUCUCCACUGGGCACUGACCACACUGUUCGGCUGGGGUUUGUUUACAGUUAUUUUCACUCCCAUUCCUGUCCCCACUCACAUAGAAGAAACUUCAAAAUGUUGGCAUUUUGGAGAAUAACAAUAUCAGCCUAAAAGGAUGUACCACAAAGCUACCUGGGAAAUCUGCAAGUUUUUCAGUGAAAUCUUAACGAGUCAUCAGCGCAUGUCCUGCCUGUUCUUUCACUAUGAGUGGGCACCAACAAGGCAGGGCAGCUCUGGCUAAAGGGCUUCCUCAAAGUUAACGGAAGGUUUCACAGCAGCUGUCACCCUCAGGAGAGGCUAGCUGUGCUCCAGUGGUUUUGCCCAGCCAAGGGACGCACUGCAGCUGCAGUACUUGGUGUUGACACACUGGGUUUUGUAGAAGAGGCUGGAAGUUGUCAGCCAGCACGAAUUCUCAUGUGACCCAACCAUGAACCCUGGAUCUUGUCUGUGUGCUGUCAUCUCCUAUGCUCCCAUACCCCCAUAUGUACUCUAGAGAUCUGUCCUCUAGGGUGCUUUAAGAGUGACAUCCACCUAGAUUCUUAGAGGAUGUGCCACCAUUUCCUGGUAGAGUGCAGUGGUAGGCCCGCCUGGUGCCACCUGCCACUGCACUGCCUCUCUCGUGUGUCCUGGAUACUGUGGCUUGCCUGCUAAAUCACCUGGCCUCAGGGCUCAGCUCCUUUCACCUGCCGGCUCUUCUCUUCCUUCUACACUGUCAGAAAUCCCCUUCUGUCUGCCCUAGUCUGGGUCCUCUGUCCCACUACCUGAGGCCUCCUAAGAGAGCCUGGGUCUAUUUGGGCCUCUCCCCUUUUCUCUCUCCCUAGGUAGCAGUGCACAGUUGAAGCCCACCAUUGUGUGUGGAACUUGGUUUUUCAAUGUCAUUGUGUGGUCCUGUUGGGAAGGUAUGUGGACAGUGAUAUGGAACAGUCACUUAGAAUGCCAGUGUUGCAGAGACGUACAACUCUGGACUCAGUCCUUUGAUGCCUUACAGUGUUUCAGAGGACCUACACUGGGACUGUGUGUGUGUAAAAGGAAAGGGGUAGUUAGGUUACAGUGAAAGAGCAUGAAGGUUCAACGCAGGUGUGAAAUAUGUCUCUUUAGCACACACCUUGGCUAGGAUCUACUUAACAGGUUUUGUGAUCUUAAGGCCCAUGGACAGCUGUUGGGAGACACCGGUAGUGUGGGAAGAGCUUCAGGAAACAGCCCGCACCCCUGUGCCUCUUCAAAUGUGGGCGAGAACAGGUCAGCUGCCGCUCUUUCUGAAGAACGGGCCUCCCUGUUCACUAGAUAGGACUGUGCUUGUCUGCUUGUUAGAGCUUGCAAGAUUCAACCUUCCGGAAAGAAAAGGGAACUUUCCACAGUGAAUGUUAGCAUGUGUGUGCACGCGCACUUGCUCAAGCCUGUGUGUGUGUGCGUGCAUGUGUGUUUACUUGGUGGGAUUUUAUUUUUGUAAAAUUCCUUUCUAGUUAUUUAGUAGAAUUCACCUACAUCUCCCUGCCAAACCCUGGGCAUAGUGAAUUUGGAAUUCCUUUGGGAUUCCUGAACAGGAUCUGGCUUUCUUGAGAGCUGAGAUUGUGGAAGGACAGGAGACACUGAUUAUACAUUUCCUAGUUUACAUCCUGCAGGUUAAAAGGUCUCAUGGCCACAGCGAGGCUGUGUCCCUCAUGGGGGAGUCUAGUACCCUCGUACCCCUCCCCAGGCACCUUGUCACCUGAAUCUUCACCCCAUGAAGGGAAAGCAGGCUUGUUUGCUUGCUCUGUAGCGCCCCAGCUGAAACCGCAUGUUCUCCUUCAAGUUCUUCAAGUUUCAGCUUCUGUGCACGGGCUGUCUGUUGUGUGCUUUGGUGAUGGUAUAGGGCUCCUUGAAGGAGGCAGCUCCACUGGGGUAGGUUGGGUUUCAUUUACACCAGAGAUCCCUGGGGCUGCUUACCUGAGCCUGGUCCUCUUGACACCCUGCUGUUGACAAGCACAUUUCCACCAGCUGUACCCAACACUACAAUGCAUUUUUAAAACUAUAUUUGCAUCUGAGACAAUAAAAAAACAUAUUUUUUUGGAAAA
Messenger RNA from Meriones unguiculatus (Mongolian gerbil), 7325 nucleotides. It is a transcript of the gene Mlxip, whose product is annotated as MLX interacting protein. The transcript has 17 exons. Gene Ontology annotation, biological process: regulation of transcription by RNA polymerase II. Gene Ontology annotation, molecular function: DNA-binding transcription factor activity, RNA polymerase II-specific; protein dimerization activity; RNA polymerase II cis-regulatory region sequence-specific DNA binding. Gene Ontology annotation, cellular component: nucleus. The record is from RefSeq and is a predicted model, not a curated record. Bases 144 to 2897 code for a protein of 917 amino acids. NCBI's taxonomy places the organism in Eukaryota, Metazoa, Chordata, Mammalia, Rodentia, Muridae.